ACUGAUUGAAAAUCUAUUUCCGCGUGGCCCCCGGCGAAAAGACACUCGCGUUCUAGCAUCCGCAGCUGAGGAGAGGACCAGGGACGAGUCUGUAGCACUGUCCAGGGAUCAUGGACCUCUCUAUACUCUGUCUGACUGCAGUUCUCUACGUAACGUCUCAACAGUGCAGGGCUGAAAGUGGAUCCGGGAUGAGUCCAGUGGACGUAGGGCCACUAAUGCCUGAAUCCAGUCUUGACACAACUGAGGUUAUUUUUAGAACAGGAGAUAUUACAUCAUCAUUGGUGGUGAUGUCAUCAACUCCCAUCAUGAUGUCAUCAGUGGUUCAAUUACCAACGACGUCGCCACCUCUAGUGGGUGUGGUCACAUCUGUGGCACCACCCGAGACAAUUCCUGUUGCCACGAAAACCAGAGUUGUAUCCACGGCAACAAUACAGCAAUCAGUUUCAUUGCCAUCAUCGCCUGUGGUCGAGACGCCCUCUCAGUCGUCCACUAGAGAUGAUGUCGCUGAAACGGAAACAACUGCUGUUGCCGUGCCAACAACACUCAUUACCACUACAUCCGUACUAGCUCCACCCCCUUCCUCUGCUCCUCGUCCAUCGUCAUCUUCAACAGAACAGACAUCUUCAGAACCCCCUGGUGGUGUGUUUACUUCAUCGCCCGUGGCAACAACAAGUCCCUCCCACAUCCCUGCUACUAUAUCGUCACCAUUAGCAACAGAGCCACACCCACCAUUGUCCCUCUCUCUGUCAUCGUCUCCAUCAUUAACCCCAUCCCCACCAGACACCCCGAAUAGCGACGAUUCCAGUGAUGAUGGGGUUAUUACUGCAAUCUCCAUCGUUGUGUUCCUGCUCCUACUGAUCGUCGCCAUAGCAAUUGUUGCCGUGGUGAUUGCUCUCCUGAUAGCCAGGAAGAAGAGAAGAACUCACACGUACUAUACGGCAGGUGUGAGUGGGAACAAGUUCCAUCACUACAUUGAUGUUCAGGUGCGUACAGACGAGGAGAUGAGAGAAAAGACACCAGAUUCCAAAGACCUCCCCAUCUUCGAGACCAGUUUCGUUGGGAACGACUCGACGACCGUGUUCAAUGAACCUCUUGGUACCACACUCACUUUCAAAGGCGAACUGACUGCCGCACUGAAGGCACGGACCAAGAAGGGUGACCCCUCCGUUGCCAACGGCGACCACUUGCACCCCAGAGAGGAAUGAUGUCAUCUUGUUGUCAUGGCAAUGCUUUAUCACGUUACACAUGUUGUUUUUCCUGCACUUUAUAGGCUAGACCAUCGCUCUUUUUCAUCAUCAUCUGCACAUUGUGUGUUGAUUGAAUACUUUGUAAAAUGAAAUGUUGUGUUGUUUUAUAUGUGAUGUAAAGUUUUCAAUUAAUUAUGUGUGUUUUUUGUUAAAAAUCUAAUCAAAAAGGAUUAUAAUGCAGCUGGAUAAAGGAUAAAGUGGGCACUCUUUUCACAAUACGCUAUUUGUACAUGUCUCUCCAUUUUCAGUCUCAAUGUCAGUCUUUUCCUCUCCAUUCUCCCCCUUCUCAACUCCACAGCGGCCAUAAGCAACAUUCUUCUUCAUUUCAUCAUCUGCUGACCUUUAGCAUAGCGGAAAUAAUCAUCAUCUAAUGAGUACACCUUUCUUUCCCCAACAACAGCUCUUCCAAAUAAGGACACCUCAUUAAUAAUUAUGCACACCCUUCUUUAACCUUUGGUGAUAGUAACAACUUAACCCAUUUUAAGCUGAACAUACGUGGGCAAAGAGGGGUUUAAAUGCUGAACAUAUAUACAUGGGCAAAGUGGGGUUAAAUGCUGAACAUACGUGGGCAAAGAGGGGUUAAAUGCUGAAUGUACGUGGGCAAAGAGGGGUUAAAUGCUGAACAUACAUGGGCAAAGAGGGGUUAAAUGCU
Molecule: messenger RNA, 1899 nt
Organism: Geodia barretti
Lineage: Eukaryota; Metazoa; Porifera; Demospongiae; Tetractinellida; Geodiidae
Source: the annotation of a GenBank genome assembly